Messenger RNA from Stegodyphus dumicola, 678 nucleotides. RefSeq lists its product as uncharacterized. NCBI's taxonomy places the organism in Eukaryota, Metazoa, Arthropoda, Arachnida, Araneae, Eresidae. The record is from RefSeq and is a predicted model, not a curated record.
ACGGCACUUCUGUAAAACUGUAUGAAUCAAAUGUAUAUCGAUUUAAACUUCUAAAAAGGGAAUUUAUUGUUAUUGUAAUCUUUUAUUGUAAUUUAUUUAUUGUAAUGAACAAAACAAAAUAACAAAAACGUAGUUAAUCAUUCCAUUAAUUAGGCAUUCCCGAGACGCAUCGGAAGAAUAGAAUCUGGCCGUAUAGAAAGAAGUGGAAAUAUUAUAAAUUGUUCUGUGCCAUUUGCCGAAAUGGAAAUUUCAGUAAUUAUCUAAUAGGAUUUUUUGCAGUAUCUGCGUGCAGUAUGAUCCUGCUUGUGCUUUCUUGAAAGUUAAAAUAUGGCUGAAUUAAGUGAUUCUGAACUAUCAAAUGAUUGGACUAUUAUACCCUCAACCAAUGAAGCAUUAGAACAACAGUCUCAAGAUACUUCUUUAAGUAGUAGCUCCAUGAGUGUGGUAGAAAAUGAUGAUACUGUUAAAAAUUCCUGUGUUGAAGAGUUGGAAGAACACCAAGAAAAUUUAGUUCCUACACAUAAAGAAAACAUAAUUCAGAGUGAUAGUUCUACCUCCAGUGAUGUUGAUAUAAUAGAUGAAAAUCCAGAAGAUACUUUUGCCAGUCUGUCACAUCCUUCAUCAGAUUUGCUGAUAAGCUCUUCUGUUGGCAAGUUCAUUUAUGUUAUGAAUUUUUAG